Messenger RNA from Aegilops tauschii subsp. strangulata, 5809 nucleotides. RefSeq names its product clathrin heavy chain 1. Gene Ontology annotation, cellular component: Golgi apparatus; clathrin coat of coated pit; plasma membrane. Gene Ontology annotation, molecular function: clathrin light chain binding; structural molecule activity. Lineage: Eukaryota; Viridiplantae; Streptophyta; Magnoliopsida; Poales; Poaceae. The record is from RefSeq and is a predicted model, not a curated record. Gene Ontology annotation, biological process: receptor-mediated endocytosis; intracellular protein transport.
AGUUAUUCGAGAGAUGGCGGAGGACUAAUCGGGGAAACAUCUCCAACGCACACCCUCCACCUCCACGACUAAUUAAAAUUCCCAAACACUGCAUCGUCUCUCCCACGUUGGUUCCAACCCCCUCCUUCCCUCCCUCUUCAGAUCCGAUCUCUCCAACACACGGGCACACACCACCAGCCCUCCUCCGCCGUCUCGCUCCAGGGAGCUCUAGCCACCGCCGCCUGCCGCCAUGGCGGCGGCCAACGCCCCCAUCGCCAUGCGUGAGGCGCUCACGCUGACGAGCCUGGGGAUCGCGCCACAGUUCGUCACCUUCACCCAUGUCACCAUGGAGUCGGACAGGUACAUCUGCGUCCGGGAGACCUCGCCGCAGAACAGCGUCGUUAUCAUCGACAUGGCCAUGCCCAGCCAGCCCCUCCGCAGGCCUAUCACCGCCGAUUCCGCGCUCAUGAACCCCAACACUAGGAUCCUCGCGCUCAAAGCCCAAAUAGCUGGAACGACGCAGGAUCACCUGCAGAUCUUCAAUAUUGAAGCUAAAACAAAAGUAAAGUCGCACCAGAUGCCUGAGCAGGUUGUGUUCUGGAAAUGGAUCACCCCCAAGUUGUUGGGCUUGGUAACACAGACAUCUGUUUAUCACUGGUCAAUUGAAGGAGAUUCUGAACCCACCAAGAUGUUUGAUAGGACAGCUAAUCUGGCCAAUAAUCAGAUUAUUAACUACCGUUGUGACCCGGCAGAGAAGUGGCUCGUGCUUAUUGGAAUUGCACCUGGUGCUCCUGAGCAGAGGCCGCAGUUGGUGAAGGGAAAUAUGCAACUUUUCUCUGUUGAUCAGCAGCGUAGCCAGGCACUUGAAGCCCAUGCAGCAUCUUUUGCAACUUUUAAGGUUCCUGGCAACGAGAAUCCAUCAACACUCAUCUGUUUUGCCUCGAAGGCAACUAAUGCUGGACAGAUUACUUCUAAGUUACAUGUUAUUGAACUGGGGGCCCAGCCAGGGAAACCUGGUUUUUCCAAGAAGCAAGCCGAUCUCUUCUUCCCACCAGAUUUUCAGGAUGAUUUUCCUGUAGCCAUGCAGAUCUCUCAAAAGUAUGGACUUGUUUAUGUAAUUACGAAGCUUGGCCUUUUGUUUGUGUAUGACUUGGAAACUGCUGCAGCAGUUUAUAGAAAUAGAAUCAGUCCAGAUCCUAUAUUCUUGACAGCAGAGUCUUCUACAACUGGUGGAUUUUAUGCCAUCAACAGAAGAGGGCAGGUCUUACAUGCCACAGUUAAUGAUGCGACUGUUGUGCCUUUUGUCAGCGGCCAAUUAAAUAACCUUGAGCUAGCUGUGAAUCUUGCCAAAAGAGCUAACCUUCCUGGGGCGGAGAACUUGGUUGUGCAAAGAUUUCAGGAACUGUUUUCACAAACAAAAUACAAGGAAGCGGCGGAGCUCGCCGCAGAAUCCCCUCAGGGUCUUCUGCGAACCCCUGAGACUGUCGCAAAAUUUCAGAGUGUUCCUGUUCAAGCUGGGCAAACGCCUCCACUGUUGCAGUACUUUGGCACAUUGCUAACUCGAGGGAAGCUCAAUGCUUAUGAGUCCCUUGAGUUAUCUCGACUUGUUGUCAAUCAGAACAAAAAGAACCUUCUAGAAAAUUGGUUGGCAGAAGACAAGUUGGAAUGCAGUGAAGAGCUAGGAGAUCUUGUUAAGACGGUAGACAAUGACCUUGCAUUGAAAAUAUACAUAAAGGCUAGGGCAACGCCUAAAGUUGUUGCUGCUUUUGCCGAAAGGAGGGAGUUUGACAAGAUCCUUAUAUAUUCAAAGCAGGUUGGAUACACUCCCGAUUACCUUUUCCUCCUCCAGACCAUCCUACGUACAGAUCCACAGGGAGCUGUAAAUUUUGCUCUCAUGAUGUCACAAAUGGAGGGUGGUUGUCCAUUAGAUUAUAAUACCAUAACCGAUCUCUUCCUUCAGAGAAAUAUGAUACGAGAGGCAACAGCUUUUCUGCUGGAUGUUCUGAAACCAAACUUGGAAGAGCAUGCUUUUCUGCAAACCAAGGUUUUGGAGAUCAACUUGGUGACUUACCCUAAUGUUGCUGAUGCCAUCCUUGCUAACGGUAUGUUCAGUCAUUACGACCGCCCACGCAUUGCUCAACUGUGUGAAAAGGCUGGUUUGUACUUGCGAGCCCUCCAGCACUAUGCAGAGUUGCCUGAUAUCAAACGUGUCAUUGUAAAUACCCAUGCCAUUGAACCACAGGCACUCGUUGAGUUCUUUGGAACCCUUUCAAAAGAAUGGGCACUAGAGUGCAUGAAAGACCUUCUACUGGUCAAUCUGAGAGGAAACCUUCAAAUAGUUGUGCAGGCCGCCAAAGAAUACUCUGAGCAGCUAGGUGUCGAUGGUUGCAUAAAACUAUUUGAGCAAUUUAAAUCUUAUGAGGGCCUGUACUUUUUCUUGGGAUCCUAUUUGAGCUCCAGUGAGGAUCCAGAUAUCCACUUCAAGUACAUAGAAUCAGCUGCAAGGACUGGACAAAUCAAAGAAGUUGAGCGUGUAACCAGAGAGUCUAAUUUCUAUGAUGCUGAGAAGACAAAGAACUUUCUGAUGGAAGCAAAACUACCUGAUGCCCGACCACUGAUUAAUGUUUGUGACCGCUUUGGUUUUGUUCCAGAUCUAACUCACUAUCUGUACACGAAUAACAUGCUCAGGUAUAUUGAAGGCUAUGUACAGAAGGUUAACCCUGGGAAUGCUCCAUUGGUAGUGGGGCAGCUACUUGAUGAUGAGUGCCCUGAAGAUUUCAUUAAGGGUUUGAUUCUAUCUGUCCGCUCUCUCCUUCCUGUUGAGCCACUAGUUGACGAGUGCGAGAAGAGGAACCGCUUACGUCUGCUUACACAAUUCUUGGAGCACUUAGUGAGCGAGGGUAGCCAAGAUGUGCAUGUCCAUAAUGCUCUUGGGAAAAUUAUCAUCGACAGCAACAACAACCCAGAGCAUUUCCUUACUACCAAUCCAUUUUAUGACUCUCGUGUGGUUGGUAAAUACUGUGAAAAGCGGGAUCCUACACUUGCUGUUGUUGCUUACAGGCGUGGACAAUGUGAUGAUGAACUUAUUAACGUCACUAACAAAAACUCACUUUUCAAGCUGCAAGCUAGGUAUGUGGUUGAAAGAAUGGAUGGUGAUCUUUGGGAUAAAGUUCUACUGCCUGAAAAUGAAUACAGAAGGCAGUUCAUUGACCAAGUUGUUUCUACCGCACUGCCUGAAAGCAAGAGCCCUGAGCAAGUUUCUGCUGCUGUUAAGGCUUUCAUGGAAGCUGACCUCCCGCAUGAGCUGAUUGAACUUCUUGAAAAGAUUGUCCUCCAGAAUUCUGCAUUCAGUGGAAACUUUAAUCUUCAGAACCUGCUCAUCUUGACAGCCAUUAAGGCAGACCCAUCCAGGGUCAUGGACUAUGUUAACAGACUGGACAACUUUGAUGGCCCUGCUGUCGGAGAAGUAGCUGUCGAGGCACAACUGUAUGAGGAGGCUUUUGCCAUAUUUAAGAAGUUCAACUUAAAUGUUCAGGCUGUCGAUGUUCUGUUAGAUAACAUCCAAAGCAUAGAAAGAGCUGAAGAGUUUGCAUUCCGUGUUGAAGAAGAUGCUGUUUGGAGCCACGUUGCCAAGGCCCAGUUGCGUGAAGGUCUAGUCAGUGAAGCAAUUGAGUCAUUCAUCCGUGCAGAUGACGCAACACAUUUCCUUGAUGUCAUCCGUGCUGCUGAGGAAGCUGAUGUAUACCAUGAUCUUGUCAAGUACUUGCUGAUGGUAAGGCAAAAGGCAAGGGAGCCCAAAGUCGAUGGAGAACUCAUCUUUGCAUAUGCAAAGAUUGAUAGGCUCAGCGACAUUGAAGAGUUUAUUCUUAUGCCAAAUGUUGCUAAUCUCCAAAAUGUUGGUGACCGGCUUUACGAUGAAGAACUUUAUGAAGCUGCAAAGAUCAUCUAUGCCUUCAUCUCUAACUGGGCUAAGUUGGCUGUCACCCUGGUCAAGCUGAAGCAGUUCCAAGGAGCUGUAGAUGCUGCUCGCAAGGCUAACAGCGCUAAAACAUGGAAGGAGGUCUGCUUUGCUUGUGUUGAUGCUGAGGAGUUCCGUCUAGCACAAAUAUGCGGUCUCAAUAUCAUCAUUCAGGUUGAUGACUUGGAAGAAGUGAGUGAAUACUAUCAGAACAGAGGAUGCUUCAAUGAACUUAUUUCUCUCAUGGAGAGUGGUCUUGGACUUGAGCGUGCGCACAUGGGCAUCUUUACAGAACUUGGAGUCCUUUAUGCUAGAUACCGCCCUGAGAAGCUCAUGGAACACAUCAAGCUUUUCUCCACCCGGCUGAAUAUUCCUAAGCUUAUCCGUGCUUGUGAUGAACAACAACACUGGAAAGAGCUUACGUACCUAUACAUCCAAUAUGAUGAAUUUGACAAUGCUGCUACCACUAUUAUGAACCAUUCUCCAGAUGCAUGGGAUCAUAUGCAAUUUAAGGAUGUUGCUGUUAAGGUCGCAAAUGUUGAGAUAUAUUACAAGGCUGUGCACUUCUAUUUGCAAGAACACCCUGAUCUCAUCAAUGAUCUUCUCAAUGUGCUUGCGCUUCGCUUGGAUCACACAAGAGUUGUAGACAUAAUGCGCAAGGCUGGUCAGUUGCAUCUUGUGAAACCAUACAUGGUUGCUGUUCAGAGCAACAAUGUCUCUGCUGUCAAUGAAGCAUUGAAUGAGCUUUAUGUUGAGGAGGAGGACUAUGAGAGGCUCCGUGAGUCAGUUGACAUGCAUGAUAACUUUGAUCAGAUAGGUCUUGCCCAGAAGCUUGAGAAACAUGAAUUGCUUGAGAUGAGGAGGAUUGCUGCCUACAUUUACAAGAAAGCUGGCAGAUGGAAGCAAUCUAUUGCCCUAUCGAAGAAAGACAACAUGUACAAGGAUUGCAUGGAAACAUGCUCACAGUCUGGUGACCGUGAGCUGUCGGAGGAUUUACUCGUCUAUUUUAUCGAGCAGGGAAAGAAAGAAUGUUUUGCUUCUUGCCUCUUCAUUUGUUACGACUUGAUUCGUGCGGAUGUUGCUCUCGAGCUUGCAUGGACAAACAACAUGCUGGACUUUGCUUUCCCCUACCUAUUACAGUUCAUCCGUGAGUACACAAGCAAGGUAGAUGAUCUGGUGAAGGACAGGAUUGAAUCGCAGAAAGAAGAAAAAGCCAAAGAGCAGGAAGAGAAGGACGUCGUUGCUCAGCAGAACAUGUACGCUCAAUUACUCCCUCUCGCCUUGCCUGCUCCGCCUGGUAUGGGGGGUCCACCUCCGAUGGGCGGGAUGGGUAUGCCUCCAAUGGGCGGGAUGGGUAUGCCUCCGAUGGGUGGGAUGGGUAUGCCUCCGAUGGGUCCUGGUCCGAUGCCGGCAUAUGGGAUGCCUCCAAUGGGAAACUACUGAGUCGGCUUUUGAAGAACAUAGAUGAUGUCGAUUGUUUCAGUCUUUUUUUACACAGAGGGAGCAUGAGGAUCCCAAAGGUAUCUUUCAAGUUGUAGAUUGAUUUGGGCUAUUGGUUGUUUCAGUUAAUAUUCUUUUGGUACCGGGGCAAUUUUGGCGAGCAAUAUCUCUAGCCGAGGUAGAGUAAAUUUACUGGUUGCUAUAUAUUAUGAUCGGGUAGGAUGAGGAUGAGAUUAGGUUCCAGCUGAAGAAUGAGAGGUGGAAGACUGGUACCAUUUGUAUAGCUUGUGUGAUAAAAAGACUAGACAUUUUGGGUGUACACUCCUCCGUGUUGGUGUUGCCACCCGUGAACAUAACACUGCUUGUAUGUUAUAUGUUACACUUUGUGUUCAGAGGUUUGGGUUUUGUACCUGGAAGAAUGCUUUUGUUGAA